Rosa chinensis is the source of this 2782-nucleotide messenger RNA. Its product is annotated as probable receptor-like protein kinase At5g24010. Gene Ontology annotation, cellular component: plasma membrane; plasmodesma. Bases 1591 to 2349 code for a protein of 252 amino acids. The transcript has 2 exons. The record is from RefSeq and is a predicted model, not a curated record. Gene Ontology annotation, biological process: protein autophosphorylation. Gene Ontology annotation, molecular function: transmembrane receptor protein tyrosine kinase activity; ATP binding. Lineage: Eukaryota; Viridiplantae; Streptophyta; Magnoliopsida; Rosales; Rosaceae.
UAGUAGGUGUAAUGGAAUGUGGUAGGUGCAAUAGAAUUGCUCCAUGUUUUGUAACCUAUAUAUAGAGGCUGCAAAGAAGUAAUAAGAACACACAUCUCACACUCCAUUCUAUACAUCUAAACUCUCUCCCUCUCUCAAGUUCUUUGAAGCAAAGCUCUCUCCAUUUUCUGAAAUACUUUUAUGUUCGUUUGACAACACGUUAUCAGCACUAAUAGCUCUAGGACUCGGAUUACCGAUUGCCAAGAGAAGAGGUGAAUAACUCUUGGGUUGCAAAGACGAGGUGGUUCAUCAUUCAAUCAACAUCAAUCUACCAGCUCUACAACCAAGUUUCCGGAAGAAACUAUCUAAAGUGGACUCAAGAUGUGAUAAUUCAUCUAACUGCAAAGGAGAUGAGAUCAAUUAUCAAUGUUGGCAAUGUCGCCAAAGAAGUUUUUAAGGCGAGUGCCAUAAUUUUCAUAAAGAAACAUAUGGAGAAAGCACUCCAAGCUGAGUAUCCUAUCAAGAGGAUGCACAGACUCUUUGGGUUGCUCUGGAAGAGUGCUUUAACCAUCAAAUGACCAUUUUCUUGCCUGAAGCAAGAUAUGAUUGGAAGAAGGAAAAUAACCCACAUGACCGUCAGUCAGGUGGCCAAGGCCCAAGAGGCCAAGGAGCACGUAAUCCAGCUCCACAUGACCAAGGCCCAUGUGGUGAGAAUUGUGAUGCCCUAGCUCAGCAAGCCUGAGUUGAAAGGAACACUAGUUUGGCUCGUCGCCACCAAAAUUAGCUUGAUCAUUGUCAUCGAUGUGGAGGAAUUGACUGCUAGUCCUGCACUUGCUAUGCGAUAAUCGAAGCAAUAGAUGAGUAUUACGGUAGUCGCAGAACUCAAAAUACCAACUUUGUUGAAGGGUCAUUUUCUAUAGAAACCACACUAGAGAUCAUGGAUUUUCAGGCAAGUACUAUACAUAUUGAGGAUUAGAAACUCGAAGACAUGGGUAUGAUUGGCCUUAUGUGCCAUAACUAAUGAAUGAUGUUUCAGUCUUCGGAUUUUGGUGAUUUAUGUUUUUUGAUUAUUUUGGAGUAAAUGUGGUUCUGUUCGAAUAUAUUAAAUUCAAUAAAUUUAUUUAUACAUGUGAUCCAUUGAAUUAAAUAAAUGAAUAGACAUAUUCUGUGGGGAAGUUUGUUGUCUAGCUAACAGUGCUAUUAUGCACACCAUACUCCGAGAUCGGAGAUAUGUUUCAAACUUAUUGCUUAUUUAUACCUCUGUGACAACGGUAUCAGGCCGAUCCAACCUAAUAGAGGGCUAUGGCAAAGCCCACUUUAUGUUGUCCAAUGGUCCUGAAUUUACCAUUAAUGAGGCCUUAUAUUCUCCACGUUCCAGAAUAACGUUAUUAAGUUUUAAGGAUAUUCGAGCUAACGGUUAUCAAGUUGAAACCACUGAGGAAAAAAGAGUGGAAUCUAUUUGCAAAACCUCCAAUUUGUAUGACCGGAAGCAUAUAUUGGAGAAGCUAAAAUGCCUCUCGAGUGGUCUCUACAUGGCAACCAUUAGAUUGAUUGAGGCAAAUCAAAUAAUCAGUCAGAAGUUAACCAAUUCGAGCAACUACUUGCUAUGGCAUGACCAUUUGUCUUGGGUUGAAGGCAGUCAUAAUCAGCUCCGCUCUCAAUUUAGAUUAUCUUGAGUUGAAGAUAUCUUUCAAUGAAAUUCAGUCUGCAACGAACAACUUUGACACAAAGUUGGUGAUAGGCAAGGGUGGCUUUGGGAAUGUUUAUAGAGGCACUCUUUUGAAUGGCACAAAAGUGGCUGUGAAGCGAGCUUAUAAGCGAGACGAGCAUGGGUCAGGAUCAGGCCAAGGCCUCCUAGAAUUCGAAACAGAAAUCAUAGUUUUAUCGAAAAUCCUCCACCGCCAUCUUGUCUCCUUAAUUGGUUACUGUAAUGAAAGGUCUGAAAUGAUACUAGUGUAUGAGUUCAUGGAAAAAGGGACGUUGAGAGAUCAUUUGUAUGAUUCAGACGUGCCUCGCUUGUCGUGGAAUCAAAGACUUGAAAUUUGUACUGAAGCAGCAAGGGGUCUUCAUUAUCUCCACACAGGUGCAGCUAGGGGAAUCAUUCACCAAGAUGUCAAGUCCACCAACAUAUUGCUUGAUGAAAACCAUGUUGCCAAAGUUGCUGACUUUGGCCUUUCGAGAUUUGGAGCUCUCGAUGAAUUGCAUGUCAGAACUAAUGUUAAAGGCACUUUUGGUUACCUUGAUCCUGAGUACAUGAUGUCUGAACAAUUGACAGAAAAAUAUGAUGUUUACUCAUUUGGUGUAGUUCUUCUUGAGGUGUUAUGUGUAAAACCUGCUAUUGAUCCAACGCUUCGAAGAGAGCAAUGUUAACUUAAUGAGCAAACCAAGAUCCUUUCACAAAAUGCAUAAACACACUCAAAUGAUCAAUACAAUAUGAACUAGAAUACAACAAGAGGAGAUGCAUCACCUGCUUCAUGCACAACAGCCAUUCCUUCAAAAGUAGUAGCAGCAACACAGCUAUUCAACACAAAUAAUCCGAGCUCCAAAACUUCAAGCAGCCACGCGCAAGAAAUCUUCUACUCAACUAUGUGUUUAACUCCUCUCUAUGGGGCAGGAUUGAAUGUUUUGUCACAUUGUGAAUAGGGACUUCAAGCACCUAUAUAUACAAGCUAGAUAGGUCUUCCCAUAAAAGAAUCCUUGAUUCUAGCUAAUGAGUUAUUUCUGAAAACAUGCUAUAAUUUAUCAUAUCAACUAAUUAGAUAUUUAUCUUUAUCAAAAUGGAUUCCUAACCAUAUGAGUGACA